AUGGGAAAAUCAAAAAAUAAGAUUUUUGCUGCUUUCAAAGGCCGUGAAAUCGGGUUUUUUUAUGAAUGGGAUGAUUGCAAAGAAGCUACUUCCGGAUUUAAAGGAGUCAAAGGUGUUUUUUUCAAAGGUUUUAAUGAGAAAAAGGAAGCAGAAGAUUUUCUUACAGAAAAUGCAGAGCAAGUUGCCACAAUUAACGAUCUACCAAAAGAAAAUCAGUAUGAUAAAAUUGGAAUCGUCGGCAAAGUAAAGCGUACUGUGCGAAAAAACGCACAAUUUGAUAUUGGUAUUGUUGACCAAAAACUCCAGCUCAGUGUCGAAUUGGAGGACUACACUGGUUCCAUUGAGGUCCCAGUUGUUGAUAAAGCUUUCGAAUUCAUAUUUGACGAAGAAAUAUCUGAAGAAUGUCUACAAGAAAAGAAACAGCUCAGGAAAACUUUGAGGCCAAAAACACAGAUGGCGAAGCGGCGUCUGAAAGCGUUCUUUGGAUUUAUAUGUCUUCGAAGAAGAGACUUUGAUGGCAACUACGAGCUCUAUAAGUUUUGCGCGUUUGAAGAGUUUGACGAUAGAUUGGAGUCGAUCUGUCGCCAGGAAGAGGAAGAAAUAGAAGAAGAAAAUAUUUGUGGAAUCUCAGAAAGAAAUCCUACUGACAGCGAGCCUAUUGAUAAUUCUGAUGUGAUCAAAAGGGAACGUUCUUUUCUAAAACGUGCAUUAGAAGACGAUUAUUCGCCUCAAGAACUCCCACCUCCACCAAAACUACCGCCCCUUUCUUUCCGUGAUUGCGUGUCUAAUCCGCCAGUGUUCGAAGAAUAUACGGGAGAUAUUGGAAUGAUUGGAGUGGACCCGGAAGAGCUCAAGAAGUAUGAACGUGAACCUGAAGAAAGAGUUUUAAAAUCGAUGAUGCUGAAAUAA
Oikopleura dioica is the source of this 909-nucleotide messenger RNA. The record is from the annotation of a GenBank genome assembly. Lineage: Eukaryota; Metazoa; Chordata; Appendicularia; Copelata; Oikopleuridae.